GAGGGUGGGAGAGCCGGGCGCCUCGAUGCCCCCGCGCAAGGGGCUCCUGUGCAUUCUGGAGCUCCACAUCCGCACGAUCACAUGCCCAGGAGUUAUCCUGAAACUCAAAGAUGACCUCUACAUCAGUGCCAGUGUGUUUGGACAAUAUAAAAAGACUUCACGUGUUCCUGCAGUAUUUCCCCUUAUAUUUGAUGAGAAACUAAUAUUUGAAAAGGUAUACACUGAUGUAAUUGACCCUGGAGACCUUGUUGAACUAUUUGAACUUGAAACAGUAGUGCUUGAAUUAAUACAGACUGCUCCUCCAGUGGGAGAAAUUUUAGCCAUAUAUGAAGAAAAUACAAGAGAUUUCAUUUUCCCUGACCCUAAGGUUACUCGUGGACCACAUGGUUCGGUUCGUGAUGUUUUAAUGAAAAGGACCUUUGAUUUUACAGGAAUUGCUCCAAGAUUGAAGUUUUACACAAGUUAUCUCAUUUCUGAAAGCCUGUUAAAUUCAGAAAAAACUCAAAAGCAGGAUUACUUGGAUUGGCAGCAUCAUACCCCUCAACAUGGAGCACUUAAGACAAGGUCACUCAAAAAGAAGACUCCUUCACCUGAGAGAAACAAGCAGUGCUUAGCAACCAGGAGUUAUGAGCAGCCCACAAUAGCCUCUCUCUCUCGGUCACCAUCUCCAUAUUCAAAAAGGCGAAUGUGUGAACUUGAGCAAAUCAGACAACGCCUUGCUCAUUUAAACCUAGGCCCAUUUGAAUUCAGAAAAGAGACAGACAGACCUCCAUUUGUACUUCGACGAAUUGAGGCUCUGACUCCCUCGCCUGACGUUCAUGUUUGGUGUCGUCCUCAGGAGAAUAUUAAAGAAGCUUGGUCUGGGACACUCUAUGAUCCUACCCUUCUUGGCAGUUACAGACCUAAGAAUGCUAAAAUUAUCAGGGCACAUCAUGGGAAAGACUUUGAUGGUUUUUGUGACAGUGCUGAUGAACAUUUGGUCUCAUACAUAGCCGGUAGGCAUCUCUGUUCAACUUGGCAUUCAGCACCGCCAUCAUUGCAAAAGUAUUCUUCAACUCCUGUAUUAAAUCGUUCAUCACUCAGAGAAAGGUUUCAUUCUGACUGGCUCACACCAAUUAAUGGCGAAGAAAUCCAUAAGCGAGUGAAAAAUAUUUUAAGAACGCAUAGUGCACGGCAAAAGCUAACAUUUGAUGAGAGUUAUUUGUCAAAAGAAGAUUCUGCUAAGACAAGAGACUCCAGUAAGACAGUGAAUUCCAACAAGAAAGAAGAUAUUAUGCAUACAGACACUUCAAGCAGCAGUGAUCUUCAGAGCAGCUCGUCUAUACGGCAGAGCAUCAUGGUUCAUCUAGAUAAUGGUGAAUAUUGGACCAGUAGAGCUGCUGAGUACAAAAACAAACCCCACAGAGCAAUCUUUGAAGACAGUCUGGAGAAAAUCUAUAGAAACAUGUACAGAAAAGCUUCUGCCACAAAUUCAAAGAAUAAAUAAAUUCCUAAUAAUGACACAGGUGAAACUGAACAGUAUACAAGAUCAGUAUAUUUUUAAUGAAAAUUUUGUUUGUCUAACAAUUUUUUGUAUUUUUUUUACCUGAAAUGUUUUUACGU
Messenger RNA from Euleptes europaea (tarantolino), 1602 nucleotides. It is a transcript of the gene SPATA6, whose product is annotated as spermatogenesis associated 6. Gene Ontology annotation, molecular function: myosin light chain binding. The record is from RefSeq and is a predicted model, not a curated record. The transcript is spliced from 13 exons. Bases 26 to 1486 code for a protein of 486 amino acids. NCBI's taxonomy places the organism in Eukaryota, Metazoa, Chordata, Lepidosauria, Squamata, Sphaerodactylidae. Gene Ontology annotation, biological process: spermatogenesis; motile cilium assembly.